Messenger RNA from Cuscuta epithymum, 1790 nucleotides. NCBI's taxonomy places the organism in Eukaryota, Viridiplantae, Streptophyta, Magnoliopsida, Solanales, Convolvulaceae. The record is from the annotation of a GenBank genome assembly.
CACAUAUGUGCCGAAGAGACUCCCAAAACAAUUCUACAUUAUCCGGAACUUCACCAAUCACCAUCCUACAAUUCGAGCACUCCCCGCCACAACCGCACUUCCCAACUACCAAGUUCUAACCGCCAUCAACUGAAAUUCUGCGCAAAGAAAAAGAAAUCUUGAAACUCCAUCUACACCCGGUUGUCUCUCUCAAUUAUAUUCUAAUCCAUGGCGAUUUCAUUACCAGUGAACUUCAGUUGCAACACUCCAGUAAACCAGAGCCCCCAAUCUUCUUCAUCAUACUCAACGACAUUAGUUUCGUUUCCUUUCAUACCUUCCCUUCAAACUCUCUCAAAAUAUCACAUUUGCUUCGCGUUAUCUUCCUCUAAAAUAGAAGGCAGUGGUGGCUUCGAGCAGAGAGAGGAGGCACGGUGGCUCCGGGAGGAGCAGCGGUGGCUCAGGGAGGAGCAGCGGUGGCUUCGAGAAGAGAUCCGGUGGAAUGCAGAGCGAGAAGCUCUCUUGAGAGAAGUUCAGAUCCUGCAGCAUCAAAUUCAGGAGCUCAAAAGUUGGAGUUCAUUGCCGGAAGCUUCGGUCUCCAGCAUGACACCUCAUGACGUCCAGUUGUUGGAAGAAGUGAAUGAUGAGGGGUCGGCAACCAAUUUAAAUACCGCCGAAGCAAUGCCGUUGGUCACAGAGGCAGCAAAGGAAAACGAGGAAGUUGUUGUAAAGGAAACUGUUAAAGACGUGGAGGAAGAGGCCAUAGAAGCGAAGAGGGAAAUUUUGAGGAAGGGAUCUGAAGGAGAUGAUGUUCGUCUCAUGCAGGAGGCACUGCUAAAGCUGGGAUUUUACUGUGGUGAGGAGGAAAUGGAGUACUCUACGUUUUCUACUGGAACAGAGCAUGCUGUAAAAACGUGGCAGGCCUCAUUUGGAGCCCCAGAAGAUGGCAUUAUGACUUCAGAACUUCUUGAGAGGCUAUUCGUGCAACAAAAAAUUGUGAACUCUAACUUGAGAUUGAAAGGUAAUCCAGAGCAACAUGUUCUGGAAUCUUCAAAGGUGUGUGCAAAUGGAGCACCAAUUGCUUCUAUAAUGGGAAUAUCAGAAUUUGAGCAAAAAGUCAUCAAAGGGGACAUGGAAACUGAUGUGACCCAGCGUAGAGUGUUCCUACUUGGAGAGAACCGGUGGGAAGAACCAUCCAGCUGGCUUAAGGGAAACACACAAUCAGCUGCAACCAAGAGUUCAAGUGACAUGACAACAAGAAAGUGUCUCACUUGCCACGGUGAUGGCCACUUAAUAUGCAUGGACUGUUAUGGAACUGGCGAGCCAAAUAUUGAGCCUCAGUUUAUGGAAUGGGUGGGCGAAGGAGCAAAGUGUCCAUAUUGUGAAGGUUUUGGAUUUGUAACUUGUGAUGUAUGUGAAGGUAAAAAGGUAGUCAAUGCAUGAUAUAUGUACUCUUCUGUACAUGCAUCCUUGCAUCCCAUCUUUUAUUCUCCAUUUUCUGUCCUGUCGCAAUAUGUUUUUAUUGUAGUGAGCAGAUAGACGGGCAGCUAAGUGAAUAUAUGUAUGUGCAUUCUCGUUUUCAUUUACAUAGACAAUAAAAGAGUACACUACAUGGUUGCACUUGAAUGUUUGCCUCAUUUUCACAUUUUUACUACAUGGUACUAGACUACUAGUAAACUUUUCAUGUUGCAGAUCUUGAUCACUGAACUAGCAAAGGCAAGAAACUUUAUUUUUCUUCUAAUAAUCGGCUUUAUCAUGUGAUUCAUGUCAUAAAUCUGACAAACAGGGGGAACUAAUAGCUCCGCUAGACCUUA